Lasiosphaeria miniovina is the source of this 1310-nucleotide messenger RNA. RefSeq lists its product as uncharacterized. The record is from RefSeq and is a predicted model, not a curated record. The coding region runs from base 358 to 1080 and encodes 240 amino acids. The transcript is spliced from 2 exons. NCBI's taxonomy places the organism in Eukaryota, Fungi, Ascomycota, Sordariomycetes, Sordariales, Lasiosphaeriaceae.
GUAUCGCGGGUCUGUGAGCUGCCCCCCGUCCAUCGCACGUCUCUGGUGACGCCGGAUGCCUCACGGGCGGUCGAAUUGACAGGCAACGGCCGGCUCUCAGUGGAGGGACGCUAGCCUGCGGGCGUGGCUAGGCUGGACUGAAUACGAGAUUCCCAUCGCACAGCGCGCGCUGCCCCAAUGGCAGGCCGCGAUGACAGGUGACACUCGGAACACGAGCCCACGGAAUGUCUUUCGGCACGUGGCACACCCACACCAUUGUCCAAGAUGUAUUGACUCCGGAAAGACGGGGUGUGCCAGAUGACUGACUGUUUGGAUAUAAAGCCACUUGCCUGUUCCUGCUGUGACUACUUCUAGCCGAUGAGAGUAAGGUUGACCGUGGCACAGCAAGACAACUCCCGCCGAUCCGCAGAAGCACAACCGCGCUUCCAAGUGUCUGUCUAUAGGCUCUCACGCAAAGCAAAAAUAGACAUGCUUGCAUUCCUUCCGCUCGCGCUGCUGCUGUCUCUGGCGGCAGCCGCCGGCCCUGUGGCCAACCGCGGCCACGAUGGCGAUGGCCAUGGCGAUGACAGGUGCGGCGCGAAACCGUCGCGCGACGGCCAGUGCUGGAAGGACAUGCUGAAGCUGCAAUGGACGGUGCACGGCUUCGACUACCACGCGUCGUACGUCUUCUCGACGCCGGCGCACCAGAACUCGUGGGGCUACGCCAGCUUCAACCUGACCAGCAAUGCCGUGCCGUCGUACACGGCCGCCUGCACCGCAUCCAGCAGCCAACUAUCCAGCUUUUUUUAUGGGAUUGUUGUGUAUAAAUGCGUCUUGCCGGCCACGGCGCCCGCCGGUGCCGCCGCGAGCUUCCGCUUUAAUUCCCUGACGGGCGAGUUGGACAUUGAUCAGACGGUCGUCUGCCGCGAGAAGAACACGCAGGCGUCGUUCACCGCGUCCGGCUCAACUAACCUCACGCUGAGCUGCACCGAUACCAGGACGGUGAAUCAGAACUGGACCAUUGGCGAGAUCUAUAGCGACGAGGAGAUUAAGUGCGCGCCCGUCGACGUCACGUUCAGGCCAAGCCAGGUUGUUGCGUAGCGUGACGUUGUCUUGGUUGGUGGGUGACUCUGGUGACGUUGACUAGUUUCUGAUAGCCAUGACGACUUGCAGUAUAGGGUUUGUAGGUUAAUUAAGUCAGGUGGGGGACUUUUGGAACACCCCUGCCUAUGGAACAGCCCCUGAAUCGGACCCCGCACAACACCACAAACUUCAAUUGCCAACAACUUUGUCAAUUAAUUAGCUACAAUAAUGAAGUCUUCAGUAUCGGA